This is a messenger RNA of Fusarium proliferatum ET1, 1185 nucleotides long. RefSeq lists its product as uncharacterized. Gene Ontology annotation, molecular function: hydrolase activity, hydrolyzing O-glycosyl compounds. The transcript has 2 exons. Gene Ontology annotation, biological process: carbohydrate metabolic process. The record is from RefSeq and is a predicted model, not a curated record. NCBI's taxonomy places the organism in Eukaryota, Fungi, Ascomycota, Sordariomycetes, Hypocreales, Nectriaceae. The coding region runs from base 1 to 1185 and encodes 394 amino acids.
AUGCUCUUCCCUAUUAUUAUGCUCUGCUUUUUCGCAGCUACUGGCACAGCCUGGGAUGCCCCCGAUAUUCCCGGGUUCCGGAUCAUGUGGCACGACAACUUCAACGGGCCAUCUGGGUAUCUACCAGAUCUUUCCAAAUGGAACAUCCAACAUGGGUACCAGGAUCUAAACGGAGAUCAUCAGGAGUACAGGGCUUCCCCUGAAAACGUCCAUGUCAUGGAUGGCAGCCUUCAUAUCCAUCCGUGGCGCGACCCUACUGCUGCAAAAGGUUGGACAUCCGGUCGUAUCGAGAGCACGUACACCUUCACCCCUGCGCCCGGUGUCAAGACCAUUGUCCAAGCUGGCAUCCGUCUUGGUUUUGCCCCUAAUGGGAGGAAGUUUGGCAUCUGGCCUGCCUUCUGGUUGCUCGGUGACAGCCACCGCACUGGUGGUCCUAUAUGGCCUGCCUGUGGUGAGCUCGACAUUAUGGAGCACGUUAAUGACGAGCAUGAGACUUAUGCCGCAAUUCAUUGUGACAAGUCACCUGGCGGUAUCUGCAAGGAGAGAAAGGGUAUCAUCGGGUCGUACUAUCAUCCGAAUUCGGCUACGGGCUUAGCCACCUACAAAGUUGUCAUCGACCGCACACCAGCGAUGUGGCAGUAUGAGAGUGUAAGCUUCUACGUCGGAGAUGAGCUCUUUCAUACGAUCACGGGUGGGCAUAUCGGCAACCAGGAGGUCUGGAAGACCAUUGCGCAAAACAAGAUGUUCAUUAUUUUCAACGUCGCUGUUGGUGGUGAUUGGCCGGGACCACCUAGUCACUUUACUGCAGAGGGCUCUCAGGUUGGUAUGCAAGUCGGAUAUGUUGCCCAUUAUGAGCAAGAGGCAUCAGCAGAGGAUACAGCCUAUGCGUCUUAUAACUAUCCUUACGGUAAUCCUCCAGACGAAAUGGACUACCCCUACGACAAUAUCCCUCAAAUCCCACCGCCACCGGGUCCACCUCCGCCUCCUGUUGGUGCACCUCCUCCACCACCGCAUCCCGUUGGCGUGCCCGCUCAUAACUUUCCCCGUAUUCCUCGAGUCCCGCAUCACCCGCAUCAACGUCCUUAUAACUAUCCCAAUCUCCCUCCAGGCCGGCCGCCCUAUCUCAGAGGCAUGUCCACGAAUGCCUCCAACCAAGACGUUGAACACACACAGGACUUGCAGUAA